AAAGAUGAGUUCAUGGAGUACCUUGUCGGAUGGGCUCCGGAACCGGCGAAGCCACGGAGGGAAAGUGCUUCGCACGUCGAGGAAUUCUUCAGAAGUACCGACCAGCUGCGCAGUGCUCGCUACGCUAUGAACUGUUUCAACCAGUCGCUGAUCUGGGGCAGCCGUGCGUUGUCUUCGAGUGCUGCCUCCGAAACGGGACCGAACGACGCGGUUCAUCUGAUGAACGACAUGUGCUGCGCCAGAAGCAUAUCCAUGAGCUGUGACGUGGGCUUCGGUUUGAAGAAGGAGGGUUUUCUGAAGCCGCACGUUCAGAGCAAGGGCAAUCUGAACAAGGUCUGCUCGCGGCUGCUGGAGCAUUCUAUGGUAGACCUGUCCCGGGUGAAAAUCGAGGCGGUCGACGACGACUGCUCACCGCAAUACUCGUCCGGCCGAAUGUACAAGUCCGAAGGUGGCGCCAGACGAAGGAUGAACGCUGAAUCGGGGACACCGUACGAGUCGUCCGUCUCACUGAACACCUACCAAUGCUGUAACCGGGCGGCGAUGUUCUUCAGCCCGAUCCGGGACCAGUGCUCUUGCAGUAGUUGUAGUAGUCCGGCGUCGAGCAGUCCGUCGCCGAAUGCAUUUUCCUCGUUUCAAUUCUGCCCUCCUCAAACCAUUCAGUUUCUACCUCCAGGCAUCGACCGCAAGGUGUUUUUCCCGCCGUCGAUAUGGCCUGACAGAGCCACCGGCUUCCAGAAGUACAAAAGGCGAAACAAUCCGGAACUGGAAAAACGCCGCGUACACUUCUGCGAUUAUCCAGGCUGUAAAAAGGUUUACACGAAAAGUUCGCACCUGAAGGCCCACCAGCGAAUUCACACCGGUAAGUUCAAUUAUGAAUAG
This is a messenger RNA of Soboliphyme baturini, 879 nucleotides long. Lineage: Eukaryota; Metazoa; Nematoda; Enoplea; Dioctophymatida; Soboliphymatidae. The record is from the annotation of a GenBank genome assembly.